GCACAGAAGCCUCCUCCUUAGCCAACACAAGGAACCCCCAUUGUACCCCUAGUGCAUACAUACAUACAAUGGCGUCUGGUGAAGCGGUGUUUAACGUUUCUGUGUUCUUCGUUGUUCUCAGAGAGACCCUUGAAGCGGUCAUCGUGGUCUCUGUGCUGCUUUCGUUUGUGAAGCAGGCCAUUGGUGAUGGUGACAGAGCUCUUUACAGAAAGCUGCUCUUCCAGAUUUGGCUGGGUGUUAUUGCUGGUUUGAUCAUCUGUCUGGCCAUCGGUGGUGGUUUCAUUGGUGCAUACUACCGUUAUCAGAAUGAUAUCUUUGGAAACUCUGAGGAUCUUUGGGAGGGUAUUUUCUGUAUGAUUGCCACAGUGAUGAUCUCUUUUAUGGGUAUCGCCAUGCUAAGAAUCAACAAGAUGCAAGCCAAGUGGAGAUUGAAGAUUGCAAGAUCCCUGCUUGCAACACCAAAGAGAAAGAGAGACAGAUUCAAACUCGGUUACUUGACAAAGAAGUACGCCAUGUUUUUGCUUCCUUUCAUCACUGUGUUGAGAGAAGGUCUCGAAGCCGUUGUCUUUGUUGCCGGUGCAGGUAUCACCACUAAGGGUUCCUCUGCCAGAGCUUACCCAUUGCCAGUGUUUAUUGGUUUGCUCUGUGGUCUCUUGGCUGGUUUCCUGUUGUAUUAUGGUGUCUCUUAUGCAUCUAUGCAAAUCUUUUUGGUGAUCUCUACCUGUAUCCUUUACCUGAUCGCUGCAGGUUUGUUCUCCAGAGGUGUCUGGUUCUUUGAAACAAACACCUUCAACAAGAAAACCGGUGGUGAUGCUUCUGAAUCUGGUGAUGGUAACGGUUCUUACGAUAUCACAAAGUCCGUCUACCACGUUAACUGUUGUAACCCGGAGUUGGAUAACGGUUGGGAUGUGUUUAACGCCCUUCUCGGAUGGCAAAACACUGGUUACCUCGGCUCUGUUUUGGCUUACAACUUGUAUUGGUUGUGUUUGAUCAUUGUCGUCUUGCUGAUGCUCUUUGAAGAGAGAACUGGUCACCUGCCAUUCUUCAAGAACUUGAAAUUGAGACAGUUGAACCCAAUGUACUGGAUCAAGGGUAAGUACAAAAAGGAGCUUACUGAGGAGCAAAAGAGAGAGCUGUUCAAGCAAGUUAAGGAGGAAGUCAAAUUCAACAACGAUGGUGGUAUUGAGGAAGUUGAUGCUCCAUUGAAUGAUGACCUUGCUGGUACUUCUAAGGAAACGUAUGAACUCAAGCAGACCACCACUUCAAAGUCCCACCGCCACAUUGAUACUCAUAGCAUCACUGCUGGUGCUGAACAGAGAGCCGCCACUGCUGCUCUCUUUGGUGCCACUGAUGAGGAGGUUGUUCCAAAGCGUCUUGUCUCUGCCAGUGCCACUCAAAGAGCUGAGACAUCGGAGCUCCUCAACGGUCAUUAGAGUAGGAUAUCCCUCUCUUGACGUUUCCACAAUGUCCUCUAACCGGCUUGUCGUCUUAAUAUCCCCUUCUUUUUUAUAUUUAUAU
This is a messenger RNA of Williopsis jadinii, 1518 nucleotides long. RefSeq names its product FTR1 family protein. Gene Ontology annotation, molecular function: ferrous iron transmembrane transporter activity. The record is from RefSeq and is a predicted model, not a curated record. Gene Ontology annotation, biological process: iron ion transmembrane transport. The transcript has a single exon. Bases 69 to 1433 code for a protein of 454 amino acids. Gene Ontology annotation, cellular component: plasma membrane; high-affinity iron permease complex. Lineage: Eukaryota; Fungi; Ascomycota; Saccharomycetes; Phaffomycetales; Wickerhamomycetaceae.